AUGGACGAUCGCCGCUCGAAACGCUCUCGUUUUGAUCAGACCGAGCCGGAAGUGCGACGCCCGUCGCGCUUCGACCGCCGCUCUCGGUCUCCCUCGUCGCGACAGUCCGAAUCGACUCGAGCUCGCAGCCCUCUCAGUCGUGAGCCUCGGAGCCCUAGCGCAGACCCUGCGAAGAAGACCGAUCCCGCUGCCGCCGCUGCUGCCGCUGCGGCAAAGAUCAACGCCCAGUUGCAAGCGAAGAAGGGCAUUCAACAUGUCGACGUCCCUCCAAUUCGCUCGACCGCAAGCCCCGUACCAACAUCCGGCUCACCUGCCAGCGGCGACGCAUCUGGAAAGUUGAACGCAGAGAUCUACGUUGCUGAUGGAGACUAUAUCAAGGAUAUUGAGAUUAAUGACUUGCGCAACCGUUACACGCUGACCAAAGGCUCUACUCAGAAGAUGAUCAAAGAAGAAACUGGCGCCGAUGUCACUACGAGAGGAAACUAUUAUCCCGAUAAGAGCAUGGCCACCGCCGCGAACCCCCCGCUCUAUCUCCACGUAACGAGCACAAACAAGGAAGGCCUCGAAAAGGCCGUCGCCUUGAUCGACGAUCUCAUGAAGAAGGAACUCCCCAACCUGGUUGAUGAGCGCCGGUUCCGUCGUCGCGAACCCGAGCAAGUAGAGCGUGAUGAGUACGGUCGUCGUAAAUGGCCCGAGGAGCGCAUCCCUGUCGAUCUCGAACCGAUCCCUGGCUUCAACCUUCGCGCUCAAGUCGUCGGACAGGGCGGUGCCUACGUGAAGCACAUCCAGCAGAAGACUCGCUGCAAGGUUCAAAUCAAAGGCCGUGGCUCUGGUUUCAUGGAGCCCAGUACUGGCAGGGAAAGCGAUGAGCCGAUGUUCCUGCACGUAGCUGGUCCCGACCCGAAUGAUGUCCAGAGUGCAAAGGCCCUGUGUGAGGAUCUACUAGCCAACGUCCGCGAACAGUACCAGCGUUUCAAGGAGAACCCGCCCCAGCACAGCUACGGCGGUUAUGGCGGCCAGCGCGGAGACCGCUAUCACUAUGGCGGAGGUUACGGCGGUGGUGGUGGCGGCGGCGGCGGAUAUGGUAGCAACCAUCACCAGAACUCGCCAUCUACCUCUGCCAGCCCGUCGACCCAAGCCGCAGGUGCUGCUGGCGGUUCGGGAACCGGAACUCCCGACUACAGUGCCCAGUAUGCUCAAUACUACGGAACCGACCCAUAUGCUGCCUACGGCGGUUACCAGAAUUACCUUGCCUACUACCAGUACUACCAGGCGGCUGCUCAGCAGCAGCAGCAACAGCAACAGCAACAGUCCCAGAGCCCCGCUCCGCCGCCGCCGCCUCCCGCCAGCGAGGCUCCCCCUCCUCCCCCUCCGGGAUCGGGCUCUCCGCCACCUCCUCCGCCCGGCGGUAGCUAUAGUGCUGUAAGUACAAUCCGUCGACUUAAUGUUCUGUGGCCAAGCCUAAGUAUUAACUGCUUUGUUCGAUUUAGGUCCCUCCCCCUCCAGGACUGUGAGGUGAUGCUUGGGAAGCUGCCAUAG
Molecule: messenger RNA, 1539 nt
Organism: Aspergillus piperis CBS 112811
Lineage: Eukaryota; Fungi; Ascomycota; Eurotiomycetes; Eurotiales; Aspergillaceae
Product: KH domain-containing protein
Exons: 8
Coding region: 1-1539 (512 amino acids)
Cellular component (GO): nucleus
Molecular function (GO): RNA binding
Source: RefSeq, a predicted model, not a curated record